AAGAGAUACACUUCGUUGUUCAAAGCCAACACCACAAACUAACUUUCUAGUGUUGCAAAAAACAGAAAGGCAGAUCAAAAACAGUAGAAAGUGAGCUUUUUUUGAGAGAUAAAGAAUCACAUAUAGACUGUUUUUGGAGUGAAAAAACAAGAUGGCGAUGGGAAAAGAAAUCAUGGGUGGUUCUAUGAUUGAGAGGUCUUCAUUUGUUUCAUCAACAAAAGUGUUUCUGAAUCAUGGUAAGAACAACAACAUGUUUUUGGUUAAACAUUUGGAGAAAAGGAGGGCAGUAGUGCCUUUGAGGAAGGUUGUGAAGGGUCCUGUGGUGGCUGCUGUGAGUGAAGAUUUGGUGAAGUCUGUGCCUGUUGUGUCUGUGCCUGCAGAGAAGUUUAAGGUGAGAGCUGUUGUGACAGUGAAGAAUAAGAACAAGCAGGACUUCAAAGAUAAAAUUGUGAAGCAUUUGGAUUGUUUGACUGAUAAUAUUGGGAGGAAUAUUGUUCUGCAACUAGUCAGCACUGAAAUUGAUCCAAAAACUAAGGCUCCAAGGAAAAGCAAUGAGGCUGUGUUAAAAGACUGGUCAAAGAAAUCGAAUGUCAAAGCUGAGAGGGUUAAUUACACAGCUGAGUUUAUGUUGAACUCUAAUUUUGGUGUGCCUGGAGCAAUCACAGUGAGCAACAACCAUCAGAUGGAGUUUUUUUUGGAGACUAUUACCAUUGAAGGAUUUGCAUUUGGUCCAGUCCACUUCCCUUGUAACUCAUGGGUGCAAUCCAGGAAAGAUCAUCCAGAAAAGAGGAUAUUCUUCUCAAAUAAGCCAUAUCUACCAAAUGAAACGCCUGGUGGGCUUAGAUCAUUAAGAGAGAAAGAGCUUAGAGAUAUAAGGGGUGAUGGCAAAGGAGUCAGAAAAUUAUCUGACAGGGUAUAUGAUUUUGAUGUGUACAAUGAUUUGGGAAAUCCAGACAAGGGAAUUGACCUUGCUAGGCCAACACUUGGAGGUGAAAAAAUUCCAUAUCCUAGACGGUGUCGCACUGGUCGUCUUCCUACUGAUACUGAUAUGCAUGCAGAAAGCAGGGUUGAGAAGCCAUUACCAAUGUAUGUGCCUAGAGAUGACCAAUUUGAGGAGUCAAAGCAAGACACAGUUUCUGCUGGGAGGCUUAAAGCAGUGCUUCACAACUUAAUCCCAUCCUUGAAAGCCAGCAUUUCGGCUAAUAACCACGAGUUCAAAGGAUUUUUGGACAUUGACAACCUCUAUAGUGAAGGUGUCCUCCAUGAACUGGGGUUGAAAGAUGAACUCGUAAAGCAGCUCCCACUGCCAAAGGUGGUCAGCAAUAUCCAAGAAUCCAAUAGGGGAAUUACCAAAUUUGACACCCCCAAGAUAGUUUCCAAGGACAAGUUUGCAUGGUUGCGAGAUGAUGAAUUUGCCCGACAAGCAAUUGCAGGAAUAAAUCCAGUUAGUAUUGAAAGGCUUACAGUGUUCCCUCCUGUGAGCAAGCUUGAUCCUGAAAUCUAUGGUCCUCAGGAGUCUGCACUCAAAGAAGAACACAUUAUGGGCUAUCUCAAUGGCAUGACUGUACAACAGGCAUUGGAGGACAACAAGCUGUUUAUAUUGGAUCACCAUGAUGCUUACCUUCCAUUUCUUGAACGUAUUAAUGCCCUUGAUGGCCGAAAAGCUUAUGCAACUCGUACCGUAUUUUUCUUGACCUCUCCUGGGACUCUUAUGCCCAUUGCUAUAGAACUUAGCCUUCCACCGUCAAGUUCAAGUUCUUGCUCUAAACGCGUUGUCAGACCAGCUGUUGAUGCUACUUCCAAUUGGAUGUGGCAGCUUGCCAAGGCUCAUGUGAGCUCCAAUGAUGUAGGGGUACACCAACUUGUUAACCAUUGGUUGCGUACACAUGCAAGCUUGGAACCGUUUAUACUAGCUACACACAGGCAAAUGAGUGCAUUGCACCCUAUAUUCAAGCUUUUAGACCCUCACAUGAGAUAUACAAUGGAAAUCAAUGCCUUGGCCCGGCAAACUCUAGUCAAUGCUGAUGGUGUUAUUGAGUCUUGCUUUACACCUGGUCAAUAUGCUAUGGAGAUUAGUGCUGCUGCAUAUAAAAGCUCUUGGCGCUUUGACAUGGAAAGCCUUCCUGCUGAUCUCAUCCGCAGGGGUAUGGCAGUACCUGACCCAACACAACCACAUGGUCUAAAACUCCUAAUUGAAGACUACCCAUAUGCCACUGAUGGGCUCCAAAUAUGGUCUGCAAUCGAGAACUGGGUUCGCACCUAUGUGAACCACUACUACCCAAAUUCAAGCCUAAUUUGCAAUGACAAAGAGCUACAAGCUUGGUACUUUGAGUCUGUCAAUGUGGGCCAUGGUGAUCUAAGCCAGGAAAGCUGGUGGCCUACAUUGGACAAUGCUGAUAAUCUAGUCUCAGUCCUCACAACCCUUAUUUGGCUAGCUUCAGCACAACAUGCUGCACUUAAUUUUGGUCAAUACCCAUAUGGUGGAUAUGUACCAAGCCGUCCACCCCUAAUGAGAAGAUUGAUACCUGAAGAAAAUGAACCUGAGUAUGCUAUUUUCCUAGCUGAUCCUCAAAAGUAUUUCCUCCAUGCAAUGCCUAGUGUACUACAAGCUACAAAGUUCAUGGCUAUGGUUGAUACACUUUCAACACACUCCCCUGAUGAGGAGUACCUAGGGGAGAGACAACAACCAUCUGUUUGGACCAGUGACGCUGAAAUCAUCAAUGCAUUUUACGAAUUCUCUGCUGAAUUGAGACGGAUAGAGAAGGAGAUUGAUAGGAAGAACCUUGAUACUAGCUUGAGGAAUCGAUGUGGGGCUGGUGUGUUACCAUAUGAGCUACUUGCACCUAGCUCAGGACCUGGUGUAACAUGUAGAGGGAUACCAAAUAGUGUGUCAAUAUGAAAGGGAUUGAGACUCACUUUAAUUGGUCACAUUUAUCAGCUUAGGUAUAUAGUCUAUUAGAUUUUUGAGUUGCAAAUGACUCUGUCUAGAUAAAAGAAUUUGCAUAUAGCUUCUCAUAUGCAUUUUGUAGUCUCUGAUUAACUUAUAUGCAAUAAAGCUCAUAGCAUAACUUUGGUUAAACAAAUAAAAUUGAUCUUAAGGAUUGGAAAGUU
Quercus lobata is the source of this 3111-nucleotide messenger RNA. Its product is annotated as linoleate 13S-lipoxygenase 3-1, chloroplastic-like. The transcript has 8 exons. Gene Ontology annotation, molecular function: metal ion binding; protein binding; oxidoreductase activity, acting on single donors with incorporation of molecular oxygen, incorporation of two atoms of oxygen. NCBI's taxonomy places the organism in Eukaryota, Viridiplantae, Streptophyta, Magnoliopsida, Fagales, Fagaceae. Gene Ontology annotation, biological process: lipid oxidation. The coding region runs from base 152 to 2899 and encodes 915 amino acids. The record is from RefSeq and is a predicted model, not a curated record.